This is a messenger RNA of Triticum dicoccoides, 1183 nucleotides long. RefSeq lists its product as uncharacterized. The transcript is spliced from 2 exons. The record is from RefSeq and is a predicted model, not a curated record. NCBI's taxonomy places the organism in Eukaryota, Viridiplantae, Streptophyta, Magnoliopsida, Poales, Poaceae. The coding region runs from base 494 to 940 and encodes 148 amino acids.
CCCGCCUCCUCCGCACCCACGGCAACCUCGCCCUCCUCCGCGUCCCCGUCGGCCAAGAGAACGACUACUUCCUCUACGACGCGAACCCCCGCUUCAGCAUGGUCAUCCCGCUCACCGACGGUUCUAUCGGCCUUCUGCGCUGCCCGGGCCAAGACAGGCUCUUUGUCGCCGUUCUCCACAAGACCUUGGCCCGGGGGCACUACGCCAUCGACCUGUUGGAGUUCAACCACGGGUCGUGGACCUGGAGCACUCGUCUGAUGCAUGCCGAGUCGCCUCAGGAAUGUGACUUUGGCAUCCCGACCAAGUCCUUCGCCCUCCCGGCCUCGAUCUGCUGGGUCGACCAUGUGAAGGCAUCCUUAUCUGUGAUCUGCUAGAUGGUGAUGAUCAAGUCCUUCGUUUCAUACGGUUCCCUGUGCUGGCGCCGCCCAAGAAGAAGAGAAUUGCAGGCUAUGAUAGGGAUGUUGCUGUCGGCUCGGAUGCCUGCAUCAGAUACAUGGAGGUGUGGGCUCAUCCCGUGCCUGGAUCAGACAAUGGCGUCACCUACACUCCGCAGGACUGGCGCGCCGCCAUAGCAAGAUGGCUGGAGCCCCAUAAGAAGUGGCAGAUCAGCCAUGAGCUCAAGGCAUCACAAAUUGCGGUGGACGACAGCCACUCUGGGUUGCUUCCUCGUGUCGAGGCUGCAAUUGAGAGUCCAAUCUUGAGUAGACUCCACGCAGGGCAUCCUGCUCUCAGCUUGCAUGACGAUGAUGUUGUUUACAUCAUGGCCAAGGUUGACCACAGGGACGAACAGUCGUGGAUGCUUGCUCUUGACAUGAGGAGCAAGACUCUGAAGCCUUUGGUUACAUAUUCUUCCCAAGUGAAAUCUUCAAGCUACUCGAAAAAGAAGAAGGUGGAGCUGCAAGAGGAUCCUCGGUUGCUGCGUGACCUUCUGCUAAUAUAGAAGACGAAGGUUUAUUUAGUGCAAAACUGAAAGCAAAACAUCGGUUUAUUUAGUGCUGAACUGAAAGCAAAAAUUAUCUCUGACUCUGAGACGGUAGUAAUGAAGCACUUAGUUGCGUUCAUGAAAAUGCUCCGGAUACGCGGCACCACCAAGGCUCCCUGCCACUGCGGCCAUCAACAGCCUGUAUCAACGAAAAAUUGACAAUUGUCAGGCUCCAUUGCAGCAUAUGAAUACAUCCUACAU